AGCGAGACACUUGGCAGCUCGCAGGCAGCCGCACAGAAGGCGCUUGUUGCUUGUCCCUCUCCAGCUCCUCCUUCCGCCGCUGGAGCCACAAGCCGAACCUUUUCCAUAGGCUGCUGCUGCUGCUCUUCUGAACUGCGCUCGCCGCCUGCCAGGCCUCGGAGCCUCUCGCUCGGACCCAUUCGCCCUCGCCAGCGACGGACCCCGCCGCCACCUCUCCAAAAGGCUCCCCAGCUCCAGGGCGCACGAGGCCCGGCGCCAAAGCGCACAGACCGUCUCCUCGGUCCCCGCGCGCCCAUCCCGCUCGGAGGGCGCCGGGCUGCUCCCGCUGCCUCCCCGCCAGUCUCCGGCUUCCUGUUGGGGCUGCGCAGGAGCCGAGCCCAGCGGAGGUGGGGCCGGCCCGGCCCAGCACGCCUGGCACCGCGGGUCAUGGAGAAGCGCGCCGGCGGGGCGGAGGAGAGGCGGCGUGAGAAGAGCCUGUCUGUGUGAAAGAGGAUGCACUUUGCUGCUUGAAGUGACCGGUUCUCCACAGUGAAUUGUAAAAGAAUGUGGAUUAACAAAAUCCCCUGCUGUCUAUUGGCAGUAGUGCACCUGUGUGUCCUGAACCAAUUGGCCCACAGUCAGGAAACAGAUCCGUUACACACGCCUCAGAAUUUGACAUGCAUAACACACGACUUUGAAACGGUUAUCUGCACAUGGACAACUGCCUCCACAGCUAGUCCUGGAGUGGAAUAUUCUUUCUGUCACAGUGGCAGGACUUCCUGCUUAACAACAAAGGAGAAAACAGCGCAGAUUGAUAAACUGAUCUCAUUUGCCUCUAAUCAAAUCAAGAUAUCCACCGUGAGUCAGUCUGGAAAAGUGAUAGCCGAAAACACAUUUGAGCUGACUGAUAAGGAUAUUGCCUUUGUCCCUCCCACCCCACUGAUUCACAACCUGACUGCCAACUUCUUAACUGACACAUUGACUCUGGAGUGGUACGAUGGCCGCUCAGCCUUUCCAAUGGAGAUGGAAGCUACUUGGCAAAUUCAGAUUCUGCGUAAAGAUCCCAUGGAAGAAGUUGCACUAGAGACCUAUCACUCCAACUUAACUCGUGGGGACAGCCUCCUCCGGUGGAGCUGGAAAUCAGACCUGGCUUUUCAGUGCACCACACACUAUGUCAAGAUCCGCUGUUUUUUCCACGAGGACACAUACCCUGGGGACAAGAAGUGGAGUGAAUGGAGCCAGCUCGCAAAUAUUCCCGGGAAUGACACGGGCUCUUCCAGAGCAGUGUUUCCUGUCGACAGAGUGGUGCCAGUAGGUUCCAAUAUGACGUUCUGUUGUGUGUGGAAGGAAGGAGAACAUCUGAAUUACCUGAAGUAUGAUACUCAGGUCUUGAAUUACACUCGACUCUCCAACUGGAGCGUGUCAGGCCACGUCCAAAAUGCCAUACCUGGGGGUUCUGGCAAAAACGUCGUUUGUUUACUGGAUGAGGUUAAAUAUGAAGGAAGCGUUCUCUUUGCCGGCUACCCUCCUGAUGUUCCUCAGAAUUUUAGCUGUGAAACUUGGGACUUGAAAGAAAUAACCUGCACUUGGAAACGGGGAAGGUCCACUUGGUUAUACGGCUCACAAAGAGGAACAUAUUACAGCUUUUCUGAAAGUAUAUCUGGGAUUAAUGUUACACUUUUCCGUAUAAAAACCAGCGACGAAUAUUACCAUAAGUUUCGAGUUCUGAACAACCAGACAGUCUAUAAUUUCACAGUCCAAGCUUCCAAUCCACUUGGUCGGUCAGCAGUCUCUCUCUUAAUUGAUAUAUAUCGUAAAGUUCAUCCAAGACCACCUUCUCGGUUCACUGUGAGGAAUGAAAGCCCAACUAAUGUCACUUUGUCAUGGCACUUGGAUGGCAAUUUUAAGCAAAUCAAGCUGCAGUGCCAGGUUCAAGUUAUUCACGGGGAAAAACAGAAGAAAAAGACCCUGAAUGUGUUGCUGGAUGGUGCAGAAAACUCCUUUUACACAACCUCCGUGAGCAAGUUGCGUCCCUACACAACAUACACUUUCAAAGUUCGCUGUUCAGCUGCUCCGCCCCUCUUCUGGAAGUGGAGCAACUGGGUCGAGGAAACACGGCACACAACUCUGCAAGCCCCUCCAACGAGAAGCCUAGAUCUUUGGAGAGAGAGAAGUCUUGAUGGUGAGACUGUAAACCUCUUUUGGAAGCCACUACCCGUUUCUGACACAAAUGGGUUGAUAGAGGCUUACGAAGUGUCUUGGUCCCUACCAGAGGGGUCCACUUACAACAAGUCAGUUUCUGCACCUGCCAGCAACAUCUCAAUAAAGCUUGGGGAAAAUGAUUGUGCAUUCUCGGUGGUGGCGAAAAACAAGGCUGGCCACUCUCCUCCUUCUCAGAUAAACAGCGCAGAUAUUCCAGUCAGCGAUGCCCCAACAGAGAUCGGAGUUGCCAAAGGAGAUGGCAUUUACGUUGCUUGGGAGUCUGACCCCAACGUCACCUGUGGCUAUACCGUGAGGUGGCGCCAGGGGCCUGAGCCCAGUGCUGCUGUGAGCUGGGAAACGUUUCCUUCAGGCGUGUCAGAUGCUGUGAUCAAAUCUGAUCUCUUCCAGCCAGGAAUCAGAUACAGAUUUUCUGUCCAUGGCUGCAAAGACAAUGGAUAUCAACUACUGAAGUAUAUAAAUGGCUACACACAAGAGCUGCAACCUAGCGCUGCGCCAGUUUUCAAAGUGGAGCGUGCCACCUCAGAUUCCAUCAUCAUAAGAUGGGAGAACAUGUCUGUCGAAGAUUGCCGGGGCUUUUUAAAAGGUUAUCUGCUUCACUUUGGGAAAGGCGACGAAAGCACCACAAAGCCGAAAGCUUUUGAGCCAGGCCACUCAGAGACCUACAUGAACAUUACUGACUUAAAGCAAAACACCUUAAAAAUAUCAAGCCUUCAAGGGAAAACAAACUACCACCUGAACUUAAGAGCCUACACAGCUGGUGGAAUUGGCCCACCAAGCAGCUUGUCUGUGGUUACAAAGGAGAAUUCUGUGGGAUUAAUCAUUGCCAUCCUUGUCCCAGUAAUUAUUGUUAUUGUGUUGGGAGUGGUGACCAGCAUCCUUUGCUACAGGAAGAGAGAAUGGAUUAAAGAAACCUUCUAUCCUGACAUUCCAAACCCAGAAAACUGCAAAGCUUUAGAGUUCCCGAAGGAUCCAGAGGGAAACCUCAAUUCCAAAACCCUGGAAAUGAAUCCCUGUACCCCCAACAACAUUGAAGUGGUUGAAACACAGUCCCCUUGCCUGAAGAUUGAAGAUACAGCCAUUACAUCGCCUGUCGCAGAAGAGCUUCCGGAAGAUGGUGUUGACUCUGACACGGAGAGCCACAUUGUCGUCUCAUACUGCCCGCCGAUCAUUGAGGAGGAGAUCUCUAACCCACCAAUCGACGAAUCGGCGGGGUCUUCCCAAGUUGUCUACAUUGACAUCCAGACUAUGUACCCAGCUCCAGUGAAGCUGAAGGAAGAACCAGAAGUUGACUGUGUGGCGGCGGCAGGCUAUAAACCUCAAAUGCAGCUGCCGGUGAAUAGCCUGAUAAAAAUGGAGGACUCGUCGUCCAUCGAAGAGGACUUGGACAAGGCUGCAGGCUACAGGCCUCAAGUGAAUACUUCCUCCUGGAAUACAGACUGCCCAGAUUCUCCUGCAUCCACUGGGAGCAACAAUGAAAACACCUCCUUUGGGAGCCCUUGUUCCAUUAAUUCUCGGCAGUUUUUGAUCCCGCCCAAAGAGGACGAAGACUCUCCCAAAGCCACCAACACAGGGUGGUCCUUUGCUAACUUCUUUCACAACAAACCAAAUGCUUAGCAGCCUUGGGAUGGUAACAGUUGCUCUGAAAAGCAGAAAUUGCUGCAGAAAUUGCAUAUCAGCCUUGGAGAGACACUAUGCUGCAGGGUUUAUAAUGUCAUUCACUGAAACUGAACGCUGGCCUUGUUUUAAGUUAACAGUGGAAGUGGCAAUAUUUGUUUCAGGCGACAGAGAUGCUAAUUUAUUGUGCCCCAAUGGGGGAACAGGUGCUCUGAGGUAACCCUUUAUGAAACCAAAGAGUGGCAGGAGGUCUGUAUCUGUUGGGGGAGGGCCAGUCCCCUCAUCAAAUCUGCCUUGUCAAUAGCGCAUAGCGCUCUCCUUUUGCGACUAUUUCCCCCCCUGGUUUUCCAUUUUGAAUAGUGGGGAAAUUAUUAUAAAGAUCACGCACUUGGAUCGUUAGGCUUUUAAAGGCAUUGACACACGUCAGGUAUGUGCAGGAUUGGGGCCUUGCUGCUUUGUCAAAGGUAUAUUUUUUCCCCUUUUUAAAUCCGUUUUUCUAUGAUUCUGAGCAACCAAACACUACAAUACCCAGACACUACAAUUUUUCCGUUGCUGACGGUUUGAAACUCCGUUCCUCAACCUGCUCUGUAGAAGCACCUUACUGCUUCAGGCACAGCAUUCCCUUUGACUUCUAUGGGACUUAAACCGGCUUGUGUGGAAGAGCUCCAUCUACAAACAGCUGGAUCAGCCAUGGCUACAGCUGUUUUGUGGGGUGGGUGAGUUUGACAAGCCUGGACGAGUUCCUGUACCUACUGUAUAAACGAAUUUGCAAUAGAUGACUCAGGGGUGCAAAAACAAAAGUGUAACACUGAUUUUAAAAUCUCAGUCAGGAAUAGAUAAAUGUGUGAAGCUUCCAGCUUUUUAAGCAAUGUUUUUUUAAAUAUAAAAUCAUCUUGACCUCAAGUAGUCAUGCUAGGCAGGAAUCCACCUCUCUGACAUGCUACUUUUUCUUUUCUGUGGGGGAUUUUUUUGGUUUCUUUGUUGAGGAUCAUCCAGUCAUGUCAUCCACCACCUGCAACCUGAAGUGCAGGGUGAAGGCACCAUUUGUGCAGAGGCAGAUUUACCAUCCUGGGUCUUUAGUCUUUAGUUUUAGUCUUCCAAAGCUCUUCCCCUGCUUGAGCACCAAAACCAUAAUCAGGGCAAACUCGAGAACGGUUUUCCAUCCAUCAUAUCUGUGGGAAACUGUUACUCAUGGGGGAGUGGCCACCUGUGAAUACAUUUGCAUGUGUAUUGCAAUGAAUACAUUUCAUGCAUGAAUACAAUUUAUUUCAUGCAUGGUUAUGUUUCCCUGCAAAUGGAGUUUCCCCUCUCCUGAAUUUAUUUGCAAACAUUUGCCCAGAAAACAGUGGGGAGGAUGUCUUGUUUUGUAUACAUAUACUCUGGAAUUUGCACAUUGAAGCUCUUCUUUAAAACCACAACAUAUUUCCCCCCUUGGUUGCAGCCUUAAAGCAAAGCUAAAUCAGAUCCUUGCAUUUACAGUAUAUUUCUUGCUCAUGCAAGUCUAUAAUUACACACUACUUAUGGAAUUGGCAUUUACAUAUACAUAGAAUAUAUAUAUAUAUGUUUGUGGUAUAUAAACUUAUUUCAGAUGCCCUCAUUGUCAACUGCCUGUUGAACACUUUGUAUGUAGCAAAUUCUUUAGAAAUCGAGUCAAGGGACCAAUGUAGUAGGCCUGCUCUGAGCUACGGAAGCCUACACGUUAGCUCGACUGUGAUGGGCGUUUUUCAUGGAAUGGUCCUGAGUUUUCCAGCUGCUUUGAAAUAAUUAUCCUCUCUAUAUUCGGGUCUAUUAUAUUUCAAAUGUCUGUUUUAAGUGCAAAAUUUGGUGGAGGUGAACUGAAGCUUUAUAGUUUUGAUUCACUGUUGUCAGAAGGAAGUCACACUUGUAGAGUGCCUUUCAAUAUGGAGGAGUCUUCCGUUAUUACUUUUGGUAACUGGGACCCCACCCCA
Lacerta agilis (Sand lizard) is the source of this 5765-nucleotide messenger RNA. It is a transcript of the gene LIFR, whose product is annotated as LIF receptor subunit alpha. The coding region runs from base 544 to 3816 and encodes 1090 amino acids. Gene Ontology annotation, molecular function: cytokine receptor activity; protein binding. The record is from RefSeq and is a predicted model, not a curated record. The transcript has 20 exons. Gene Ontology annotation, biological process: cytokine-mediated signaling pathway. NCBI's taxonomy places the organism in Eukaryota, Metazoa, Chordata, Lepidosauria, Squamata, Lacertidae. Gene Ontology annotation, cellular component: membrane; external side of plasma membrane.